Molecule: messenger RNA, 1635 nt
Organism: Cadophora gregata
Lineage: Eukaryota; Fungi; Ascomycota; Leotiomycetes; Helotiales; Ploettnerulaceae
Exons: 7
Coding region: 1-1635 (544 amino acids)
Source: RefSeq, a predicted model, not a curated record
AUGGCACAACACAAAGAAAUGCUCAUAUGUAUCGACUUUGGAAUGACAGGCUCUGUAGCACGCUGGCGCGACAACCAGCCUGAGGAGAAAUGGACACAGCAAGAAAUCAAGACUCCAACUACGCUUGAAUACGACGCCAAAGGCAAUCUCAUUUCGUGGGGGACACCUGCAACGAAUCCCUACAACAAGUUCGUCGAGUGCUUCAAGACAUACAUUGGCAGUGGCCCCAUUCCAGACUUCCCUGAUGCACCAAAAUCGAGGCAGGAAGUAUUCCGUUGGUUUGAGGACUACCUAACAGCAAUCUGCAAGCAAACGACAGAGGAAAUCGACAAGGUAAAUCACAACUGGAGGGAAGGGAACAUCAUCUGGAAUUUCACAGUGCCAGGCUGCUGGCUCAUUUCCACCGCCAUUCGGGAUUUCACGCUCCUGGCCGAAGACGCCGUGUAUUCCUGCCUCCCAAGUACGAGUAAAGAAGACAUCCGCAUCAAUACCGACCUCACCGAAGGCCAAGCAUCAGCACAAUGCCUGUUGAGCGAUAGCACUGUCGCCAGAUGUCAUAAACUUGCGAUUGGAGACAUGGUCAUAUCUUGUGAUAUUGGCGGAGCGACAACAGACAUUGCCAUUUCAACAAUCUCUGAGGGUGGCGAGCUAAUCACAGCGCCCCAGCUGACGUUCAUUCCGGAGGGUCUUGUGAGCACCGACAAAAAGUUCUGGAAGCUUGCACAUGAUACACUUUGCAAUGUACUGGAUCAAUUGACGGCAGCCACCGUAGCGUGGGAGAUGACCAGAGGGCGAAACUAUUUGAAUGCCCGGAAUGCAUUUUGUGGUUCAAGGCAGGGGGGUCGCAUUGAAAUCGGUUUGCCUAACGGAGUAGAAAUCCAGGAUUGGCCAUCACAGAGCUCGGGAUCUCAUGAGAGUACAACCACUGUGAUGAACCAGUCACUGAGCAUGCAUAGAAAUGUCUUCGCGUCAUUGUUGGAGGAGUUGGCCGAGCAGAUUGAAACUGCAAUCGAUGGCGCUAUCCGUGAGAUGGCCAUAUUGAAAAGAGUUCCGAACUUAAUAGGAUUUUGCGGUGGCGGAUCACAAUCACCGUACCUCAUGGACCGCUUUCAACGCAGGUAUAGAGGUCUGACCGUCGUAGACCACCGUCAGCUGAGCGUCUUGCCGAUCAUGGCAACUGUUGUAGGCUGCAGUGUAGCUUGUGAUCGAACGCAGCUCCUGAAGUUUGUCGAAGGAACACGCUUUGGUAUCCAGACAAAGGGCGGACUGAAGUGGCAAGCUGCAGAGAAGUCCAAGAACGGAUCAACCUUUUCCGCCGCUCUCGAAUGCAAGGUUCUCUUUCCAUGUAGUACCCACAUCAAAAUCAAAGGCCAAGAAACCAAAAGACACAUGAUAAUUGCCGGUCCCAGUGAAGUCGGUUCUGAGAAAGAUAUACUAGACCAACAAGUGCCGGGCUGUAAAACUUGGACUGUCGAAAUAGACCUCAGCAAUUAUGGAAGACGGAUCAUGUCUCCGAGGAUCAAGUAUGAGAUCGUGUGCAGGAUCCUAGGCAGAUGGCACGUCCAGAUCGAGGCUCGCUCGGCGCGAGACGGAGUGUCUAUUCCAUGUAAAGUCGUUGAAGGGAAAGGAACCUAG